This is a messenger RNA of Melanotaenia boesemani (Boeseman's rainbowfish), 1761 nucleotides long. It is a transcript of the gene adap2, whose product is annotated as ArfGAP with dual PH domains 2. Gene Ontology annotation, cellular component: intracellular membrane-bounded organelle; plasma membrane. The record is from RefSeq and is a predicted model, not a curated record. The transcript is spliced from 11 exons. Bases 199 to 1338 code for a protein of 379 amino acids. Gene Ontology annotation, molecular function: GTPase activator activity; phosphatidylinositol bisphosphate binding. Gene Ontology annotation, biological process: positive regulation of GTPase activity. Lineage: Eukaryota; Metazoa; Chordata; Actinopteri; Atheriniformes; Melanotaeniidae.
GAACAAGUGCGCUCGAGAGGAAGGGAAGCGCGCGUGUGCUCUGGUUGAGACAUCCACAACUUCACAGUCGCAAGUUCCAUUUUUUUUUUUACAUUGACAUUUUUUAGCCGCAUUUCUCCACGUGACAAGCUAUGUAGCUACUGUGCUUUAUUUUGACGACGGAAUUCAAGAUCGUAUGAAAAGAAACUUUAAACCAAAAUGUCAAACCGUGAGCGAAACAAAAAGAUCUUACUGGAACUGGUGAAGCAGCCCGACAACAACCGCUGCGCUGACUGCCGCGCGCCUGAUCCAGACUGGGCAUCCUACAAGCUGGGCGUGUUUGUGUGCCUGAACUGUUCUGGGGUCCAUCGCAGCCUCUCCAGUCGGGUCAAAUCAAUACGGUUGGACUUCUGGGAGGAUAACCAAGUGGAGUUCAUGAAAUCCACUGGCAAUGCCAGCGCCCAAGCUGUAUAUGAGAAAGCCGUUCCAUCGUACUACUAUCGGCCCCAACAUAAUGACUGCAAAGUCCUGAAGGAGCAGUGGAUUCGAGCUAAAUAUGAGCGGAAGGAAUUCACAGGAGAAACCAAAUAUCCACCACUGUCAUAUACCACAGGUGUCUGUGAAGGAAUGCUGUGGAAGAAAGGCAAAGGGAACACUCAGUUUCUUAAAAGGAAGUUCGUGCUGUCAGAGAGGAAAUUUACCCUGGUGUACUACAACAAGGAAGAUGAGUCCAAAGGCCCUAAAGCUGUGAUCCCCAUUAAGGACUUAAAUGUCACAUUUCAACCACAGAAGAUUGGUCAUCCUCAUGGGCUACAGAUCACCUUUCAAGAUGAAGAUCACAUCAGGAACCUCUAUGUUUAUCAUGAGAGUCCUGAGGAAAUAGUCACAUGGUACAAUGCCAUUCGCGCUUGUCGCUAUGCAUACCUGAAGACGGCUUAUCCAACUGGAAGUGACGAAGAUCUGAUACCAACAAUUACAAGAAACUACCUCAAAGAGGGGUACAUGGAAAAGACAGGGCCAAUGCAAAAGGAGCCAUUCAAAAAGAGAUGGUUCGUUUUGGAUUCUCAAAGCAGGAAGCUUUUCUACUUCAAAGACCAACUGGAUGCUGAAGCGUUAGGGGUCGUUUAUAUCGGCAACCAGAGCAUCGGCUACUCUUUAGAGAAAUACGCACCGAUGCAUUCCCGGGGGAACAAGUGGAAGCAUGGCUUUGCAGUGGAGACGCCCAAAAGGCAGUUUUUGUUCAUGUGCGAGCAAGAGAAGGAGCAGAGCGAAUGGCUGGAUGCCCUCAGAAAGGUCCUAUCUAGGCCCAUGAGUCCACAGGACUGUACCGCUGAAGCCAAUUUAAGGUAUAAAAGAUGAACAACAGAGAGACGCUGCAACAGGACAACAAUGAGAAACUGGAGUCAAAAUGUCUGCAGCUCAGCAGAUGAGGACCUACCUUCUGCCGCUGAGUCAAACUUGACUCUCCUAAACCAAAUGACUUAGUCACUUGAACUGACCGGGGGUCUGAUAUCUCAACAUCAGGGUCAAAAACUCUUGCAUCAGCAUAUAAAACGGACCCCUGUCACCUGAUAAUAUUUUGAGGUUUUCAGCAUGAACAUACUAAUUUGAGUUUUGUGAAUUUGGAAUUUUUAAAACACUGAUUUAUGUUGUUAAAGCAUGUUUUAUUACAUUGGACAUUAAAUAUGUUUAGUGAUUGUAUGAUCACUGAAAUAAAUUGUCUUUGCUGGAUUAUUGAUUAUAAUGGGUACAAAUAACCAGAAUACAUGUAAACUUACAGAC